AUGUCGGACACCUUCCGCGUCAUCCUCCGGGACGUCGACGGCUUCGAGGGCUUCUCCUCGCGCCAGUUCGACCUCGCCCUCAACGCCAAGUUCCCCAUCGGACGUGCGUCCAAGAACACUGCUAAGCAGGACUUGAUGCCAGCGUCGAACAACGCAUACAUCGAUAGCCCGGUCAUCUCCCGCAACCACGCUGUCUUCACCGCCCACGCAGAUAGUGGCACGCCCCAAGUCUUCGUCACCGAUCUGGGCUCCAUGCACGGAACCAUGGUGAACGGCGAGAGGCUGCCUACCCACAUGCCCAAGCAACUGGCAUCUGGUGACAAGCUGCAGUUCGGUAUCGAUGUCAACCGAAACGAAGGUACGCAACCCACAGCCCCCUCCCUUUCACCAUCUACGAGGAACAGCGCUGACCUACCGUCACCCUCAGAGUUCUUUGUUGCUCGAAAGUAUGAGUUUGAGGCUCGUCUUGACCGUGAGCCGGUGCCCUUUUCCAUGGGCUUCACAGUGCCUGACAGUGAUGGAGAAGACAUUGACGGUACGACCCCUCGCCGUGGCAGCCAACAUAACCCACUCACAAUCGACGAUUCAGACUCGGAAUCCGAAGCUUCUGACAGCGAGCAACCCGACACGACUAUGAUGGGCGAGGACUUCAUAGUCGCCGAUGACGAUGAUGACGAAGAACCUCCUACUGUGACAGACAUCCACUCCAUGAGGGAGACAAUCUCUGGUGCUGCCGAGGACACAGCAUUUGCCAACCAACUUUACUUGGACGUGACCGGUGGAGUCGGCUACUCAUCCAGUGACGACCAAGACGACGAUAUCGAGGAUUUCAACACAGAAGCAUCCGUCAUGGGCGACUCCAUGGCAGCGUACGACUCCGAUUUCGACGGCCGAUCUUUCGAGCCUGAGGUGUCAAUCGGUGAGAUUGUGGAGGACCAGCCGCCGACGCCUGAGUCACUUAACGGCAUGAAGCGGAAGGCAGACGUUCUCGAGGAAGUUGAAGGGAUCACGGCCCCUACCAUUUCAUUGGUUCCAGAACACACCCCAACGACCGAGGCAAGCUUGCCUGUUUCUGGUACAGCCGAUCGCGACAUCGCCGAGACAGCUGCAAUCAUUGCGUCACGGCCCAAGAAGCAGCCCAGGUCUAUCCUACGAAAGAUCAACACAACAGCUAAGUACCUUGGGAUUGGUGCUGCUGGGGCGGCAGGUGCCCUGGCUGUGCUUUCUGCUCUGCCAGAUGCGUUCUUCGUCUAG
This is a messenger RNA of Parastagonospora nodorum SN15, 1254 nucleotides long. RefSeq lists its product as hypothetical. The record is from RefSeq and is a predicted model, not a curated record. Bases 1 to 1254 code for a protein of 417 amino acids. Gene Ontology annotation, cellular component: cytoplasm. Gene Ontology annotation, molecular function: protein binding. The transcript has 3 exons. NCBI's taxonomy places the organism in Eukaryota, Fungi, Ascomycota, Dothideomycetes, Pleosporales, Phaeosphaeriaceae.